Molecule: messenger RNA, 886 nt
Organism: Dermacentor silvarum
Lineage: Eukaryota; Metazoa; Arthropoda; Arachnida; Ixodida; Ixodidae
Product: histone H3
Exons: 1
Coding region: 354-764 (136 amino acids)
Cellular component (GO): nucleosome
Molecular function (GO): protein heterodimerization activity; DNA binding; structural constituent of chromatin
Source: RefSeq, a predicted model, not a curated record
GCCACUUCGCGAUGCGUGCCGGUAUGGCGGUGAUUGUGGUGUUGGCUGAAACGAAAGAGAACGGCGCAGCAUGCUGUCAUGUUUAAAUGCAAUUCAAUUGCCUCGACAUGCGCUCUGCGUAGCCGCGAACAACGCGGACGCGCGAAAACGGCUGGCUUCCAGCAUCCUGGCGAACGCCGGCGUGCGCGCCGCCCCGCGUACGGACACGGCUGCGCUGGCGUUGGCCAAUCGGCGGCGGGUGAGUUGGAGAGGGGAAGAGCACUGAGGGGAAGCACGACCGCGCUGUGCGCAGGGGCCAGCAGUCUCACUCCGGCAGUCGACGAGUUUGGACGCUCCCGUCUCCUUCUUCCGCUAUGGCCAGGACAAAGCAAACCGCCCGCAAGAGUACCGGCGGGAAGGCUCCGCGUAAGCAGCUUGCCACCAAGGCUGCUCGCAAGAGUGCACCUGCCACCGGCGGUGUCAAGAAGCCGCAUCGUUAUAGGCCGGGCACCGUGGCCCUGCGUGAAAUCCGUCGUUACCAGAAGUCGACCGAGCUGCUGAUCCGCAAGCUGCCGUUCCAGCGCCUGGUGAGGGAAAUCGCGCAGGACUUCAAGACCGACCUGCGAUUCCAGAGCUCGGCUGUGAUGGCUCUUCAGGAGGCUAGCGAGGCCUACCUGGUCGGUCUCUUCGAGGACACCAACCUGUGCGCCAUCCAUGCCAAGCGCGUUACCAUCAUGCCCAAGGACAUCCAGCUGGCCCGCCGCAUCCGUGGCGAGCGUGCCUAAGUUCGACCGCUGUCUGCACCGCGCAGCCUUGCGUCAGGCAAGCAACACAAAACGGUCCUUCUCAGGACCACCUACAUGUCUGCUUCGGCUACGGGAAUACGCGAGACCACGUACUCCGAACC